Messenger RNA from Polyodon spathula (Mississippi paddlefish), 544 nucleotides. Its product is annotated as kxDL motif-containing protein 1-like. The transcript has 4 exons. The coding region runs from base 126 to 509 and encodes 127 amino acids. The record is from RefSeq and is a predicted model, not a curated record. Gene Ontology annotation, cellular component: BORC complex. NCBI's taxonomy places the organism in Eukaryota, Metazoa, Chordata, Actinopteri, Acipenseriformes, Polyodontidae. Gene Ontology annotation, biological process: lysosome localization.
UACAGUGCGAGUACUGCUGUGUUUGGACUUAAGUUAUACUGACAGUAGGAGACAUGGGCUGUUUUUAACCAAUUUAAACAGAGGAACUAACUCGGACUGUUGCAACUGCGUACCCAAAACAGUGAAUGAAAGGAUUAGUAAGACGUCUGUACGCUGAUUGUACAAAGAAAACCAUUAUGGAUCCCACAGCAUCUGGCAUGUUUUGUGGAAGGAUGCUGAGCAUGGUGAACUCAGAGGAUGUGAAUGCCAUUAUCCAAGCUCAGAGGCACAUGCUGGAUCGGUUUGAAAAGACAAAUGAGAUGCUCCUAAACUUUAAUGGGCUGUCGAACGUGCGUCUGCAGCAGAUGAACGACCGGUUUCAGCACCACACACGGACACUGGUGGAGAUGAAGAAGGACCUCGACAGCAUCUUCAGGCGAAUUAGGACACUUAAGGGCAAGAUUUCAAAACAGUACCCAGAUGCCUUUAACAGUAAGUGCUGUUCCAAUUGUUUUGAUGACUCUUUGUGACUUACUACACUGUAUUGGCUAAUACACCUUUUUAA